AUGAUCAUUAGCAUUAAUCCAGAAGCAAUUAGGCUUGAUCAUGAAUCUAAUAAAACUAAAACCACUCAGCAGCAUGGUUCUAAUUCCCUUAAGAAGAAGGGUAAAGGAUCGAAGAACAUUUUCAAGGUGGCGCUGUUCAUGAUGCGAGGGCGUUCUCGAAAAUCAAAAGUGCUCCCAGCAGUGAACGAAGAGUCCAAGAGCGUGUGGAGGAAACUUGUAGGGUCCAUGAGACCAUUGCACCUACAAAGCAACGAAUCUCUACAGCACAAUGCUAUUACUUCUCAACCAAAAGAGAUGAUAACCUCAUCGCCGUCUGAAAACGGCGAGGACGGGUUUGAAUCGUCAUCGGAGUUUGGAUGCUCGCCUUCUCCGUCUAGUAGCCGUUACGCUUCGGCUGUUGGGCUAAACGAAAUGGUGUCGGAGGAGGAGAGUGAUCAGAAGGAGAAGGAGGAAUUAGAGGUUGUGAAGGACAAUGAUAAUGAUGGGGAUGACAUGAUAGAUGCAAAGGCUGAAGAAUUCAUUGCUCAGUUUUACCAACAAAUGAGGUUGCAGAAUUUGGAUAUCGUAGAUAAUCAUUACAGAGAGAUAAGUAUGAGGUCAUUAGGCUUACCAUUAUGA
Molecule: messenger RNA, 618 nt
Organism: Abrus precatorius (Indian licorice)
Lineage: Eukaryota; Viridiplantae; Streptophyta; Magnoliopsida; Fabales; Fabaceae
Exons: 1
Coding region: 1-618 (205 amino acids)
Source: RefSeq, a predicted model, not a curated record